Impatiens glandulifera is the source of this 1838-nucleotide messenger RNA. Its product is annotated as serine/threonine-protein kinase STN8, chloroplastic. Bases 191 to 1708 code for a protein of 505 amino acids. Gene Ontology annotation, biological process: protein phosphorylation. The transcript is spliced from 4 exons. Lineage: Eukaryota; Viridiplantae; Streptophyta; Magnoliopsida; Ericales; Balsaminaceae. The record is from RefSeq and is a predicted model, not a curated record. Gene Ontology annotation, molecular function: ATP binding; protein kinase activity.
CUAGUCUCUACCAUCUAUAUCCAAGCCAUUCUUUAUCAUAGAAAAUUUUCCCUCCAUCUCAAAUGCUCUCAGUACUCUCUUCCCAACCUUCUUCACCGGAGCAGUUCACCGGAGCAUCAUCUCUCAUUCUCUCCGUCGAACUACAAUCACCCUUUUAUCCCUUAAUCAGAAACUAGAAUUUCUUCAUUCAAUGGCUUCUUUGCCAUCUCCAUCUGCAGCGAUUCUUCGACAACUGAGGACACCCCAACACCAUUCUCGCUUAUUCCUCUCAAGCCAGGCUCAUAUCUGUUCAUUCUUCACCAGCCGCCCCAAGAAGAAGACUCCAAGGUUAAGGUGCAAUUCAAUUUCAGAAACCCUGUCGGAUAAUUUGUUAGAUACAGCUCUUCAUUCAGAGCAAUCGUUGUCUAUUUUAUCUUCUUUUCGAUCUGUUUAUGCGCAAUUCUGGGAAUUUCCAGAGAUGGAGAGGUGGGUGAUUGUUAUUUUUGGUGGGUUAGCUUGGAUAUACUUGACUGCUAGGCCUGGUGUUCUGAUUGGCGCCAUUGAUGCUUAUCUUCUUGCUCCUCUGCAAAUGGGUAUUGAUAGUUUGACGGGGAAGAGGAACUUGAAGAGAACUGAUUUUUUAGUUGGAAGUAGAUUGGGAGAAGGGUCUUUUGGAGUUGUGUAUUCUGGUGUAAUUGUUCCUAAGAAUGUCAAUUUGGAUGAGACAGUGAUGAGAAAAGGGUCAAAGAAUGUGAUUGAGAUGGAUAGUAGAUUAAAGCAAAAAGUCAUCCUCAAACAAGUGAAGCUUGGAGUUAAAGGUGCUAAAGAAUGCGGCGAAUUUGAAGAAUGGUUCAACUACAGAUUGUCGAGAGCAGCACCCGAAACAUGCGCCGAGUUCCUUGGAAGUUUUGUGGCCGACAAAACCAACACCCAAUUCACCAAGGGCGGAAAAUGGCUCGUUUGGAAAUUUGAGGGAGAUAGAGACCUUGGUGAGUACUUGACAGAUCGUGGGUUCCCAUUAAACUUGGAGUCAGCAAUGUUUGGUCGUGUUCUCCAAGGAGUCGAUUCUGUUCAACGAAACGCGUUGAUUAUAAAACAAAUUAUGCGUCAAGUUGUUACUUCAUUGAAGAAGAUUCAUGAAAAUGGAAUAGUUCAUAGAGAUAUAAAACCAGCAAAUUUGGUUGUUACUAGAAAAGGACAAAUCAAACUGAUAGACUUCGGAGCUGCUACUGAUCUUCGGAUUGGGAAGAACUAUGUACCUAACCGUGGCUUGUUAGACCCUGAUUAUUGUCCCCCCGAACUUUAUGUACUUCCCGAGGAAACACCAAUUCCACCACCCGAGCCAAUUGCUGCACUUCUUUCGCCCGUUCUAUGGCAGCUAAACAGCCCAGAUUUAUUUGACAUGUAUUCAGCUGGGAUUGUGCUCUUACAAAUGGCAGUACCAUCACUAAGAUCAACUGCAGGCCUGAAGAAUUUCAACACAGAACUGAAGUCAGCCGGAUACAACCUAAACCAAUGGAGAGAAAGAACACGGUCAAGGCCCGAUCUUAGUAUUCUGGACCUUGAUUCGGGUAGAGGGUGGGAUUUAGCUACGAAACUAGUCUCCGAAAGAGGCAGUUUCUUACAAAAGGGACGAUUAUCUGCUGCAGCAACUCUAAGGCAUCCAUAUUUCUUGUUGGGUGGAGAUCAAGCUGCUGCAGUUCUCUCCAAGCUUACUUUAACCAAGUAAUAAGUUCUUCUUCUCCGGUUAACAUAUGCGGAAAUUUGAUCUUGUUAAUGGUUAGCAAAUAAGAGAAAUAUGUAUGGUAUACUACACCCAAUUCAUAAGGAAUACUAGUCUAUUGAACUGUUAUUCUUUA